CUUCACUAUUUUAGUGCACUUUGCCACUUUGCAUAAGUACCUGCAGGCAUCAAGAACACUCGUCGCUCAAGCUCGCUCAUACUUUAUUUGCAACACCUAACUCGAGGGCACUUAAACUUGUUCUCUUCAUCCUGGAGCUGUAAAGAAAUGACGUUCUUUGUUGCUUUGGAUUAUGCUGUUCUGGGAGCUGUUCUUUGCAUUUCAGCGGGGAUUGGCAUUUAUUAUAGAUUCUCUGGUGGCAAGCAGAAGACCAAUCAGGAGUAUUUGCUCGGAGGUCGUAGUCAGGGAAUUGUACCAGUUGCUUUCUCUAUAAUGGCUAGUUUCAUGUCUGCAAUCACACUACUUGGUACAAGUGCUGAAAUCUACAGCCAUGGUUUUAUUUUUGUGACGAUCAACUUUACCUAUAUUGCAGCGAUACCAAUCAUUACCAACUUUUACAUGCCUGUCUUCUUCAAUUUAGGAUAUGUCUCUGUUUAUGAGUAUCUUGAAAAACGGUUUGGAACAGCAACAAGAUUGGCAUGUUCGCUAGUGUUUAUCUUACAAGGUGUACUUUACAUGGGAGUUGUUUUGUACGCCCCAGCUUUGGCAUUGGAAGCUGUGUCUGGUAUGUCUCAGUCAAGUGCAAUACUAAUCGUUGGGUUUGUAUGUAUUUUUUACUCAACGAUUGGUGGCAUUAAAGCUGUAAUCAUGACAGAUGUGUUUCAGUCCUUACUAAUGUACGCUGCUUUAUUCUGUGUCAUUGGCGUCUCUUUAGUAAAUGCGCAUGGUAUCAGUGAUAUAUGGAAGGUGGCAGAAGAAAAUGGACGAAUCAAUCUUUUAAAUUUCAAUCUAGAUCCAACGGAGCGCCAUAGUUUGUUUUCUAUUUUUAUUGGCGGAGUGUUCAUCUUCAUAUCUUUGUUUGGAGUGAACCAAAUUCAAGUACAGCGAUACCUUACAACAAAAGAUUUGGGAGCAGCAUCAAGAAGUUUGUGGCUAGCGUUACCCUUGUUAAGCUUUUUAGAAGUUUCUGCCUGUCUCUGUGGACUUUGUCUCCUCUACAAAUAUCAUGAUUGCGAUCCCAUCAGGACUGGCAGAGUGAAGUCGAAUGACCAACUGAUGCCAUUAUUUGUCCUUGAUACAAUGGGUCGAUAUCCUGGACUCCCGGGACUGUUCGUGGCUGGUAUGUUCAGUGCAGCUUUGAGUACGAUAUCUGGAGCCAUCAAUUCUCUAGCCGCAGUAACACUUGAAGAUUAUAUCAGGCCUCUUCACUCAUAUCUCACCUCGGAUACUAUGGAACACAGAAGAAGUGUCCUUCUCUCAAAAAUAUUAGCUCUUGCCUAUGGUUGUAUAUGCAUUGGCAUCGCUUUUCUUUCUAAGUACCUAGGCAGCGUUUUGCAAGCUGCGUUUACAAUUUUUGGUGUCGUUGGAGGACCAUUACUCGCUGUGUUCACUCUAGGAGUGCUGGCUCCCCUGUGUAAUGAAAAGGGAGCCCUUGCAGGACUGUUUUGUGGUCUUAUAUUUUCUGCAUGGCUUGGGUUUGGUGGCCCUAAACCAGCAGUACCCAAUCUACCGACCAGCCUUGAUGGAUGCUCUCACCAACAACAGCUUUAUUUUAACGGAACAACAAAUUUUAAGAGUGAAGAAGACAGCACUGAAUUUUCCUACCUUUAUCGCAUCAGUUAUAUGUACUAUGUCUUAUUAGGUUUCUUAACAACAUUUUUGGUUGGUAUAAUUGUCAGUUGCUUCACAAAACGCAACAACAAACUUAAUCCAGCAUUGUAUUCGCCCUGUCUCUUCAAGUACAUGCAGAAAAAGUAUGACGCUCAGCUAAGAUUGAAUCCGUCUGGAGAUCAGUUCAAGAUGAUGAUUAACUCAAAACCAACAUCAUGCAGCAUCGAACACGAAACAUGAAGUGUUGUUUUUGCCAGGAAAGCAAUGGCACCAGCAGCAAUCUUUUUGCCGGCUGCAUCUUAAAAAUCUCACAAUUCAUCUUCUCUCUUUAUUUUCUACUUUCUGGAGGAUCAUUUUCAGAUCAGGAUUUUAGUAACUGAAGACGUUUGGAAUUUUUGAAUUUUGUCUCAGGAUUCUAAGGCUGAGAUUUUACUACUACUUAGUUUAUAUCUAUUAUUAGUUGUAAGAAACUAUUUGAGCUGUGAUUACCUUUCAUUACAAGAAAGGGGGUGGGAUAAAUGUUUCUGAUAAGAUCUACAUAGAGGGAAAAAGUUGAAGUACAUAUUGCGGUUUCGGCAUUUUGGCAAUUAUAAUUUUUAUAUUAAAUAUCGACUGAACGGAAGAGGGGAAUAUCUUGGCUCAUAUUGACCCCAAAAUAUUAUGAUAAAAAAGUAUUACUUUGAAAGAUUAACCUCUUGCUGGAAAGUUUAGUAUUGGAAAGAAAGAAGGGGUGUUGAUAAGGGCCGAUUUUGCCCCCCCCCC
Molecule: messenger RNA, 2412 nt
Organism: Bemisia tabaci
Lineage: Eukaryota; Metazoa; Arthropoda; Insecta; Hemiptera; Aleyrodidae
Product: putative sodium-dependent multivitamin transporter
Biological process (GO): transmembrane transport; sodium ion transport
Cellular component (GO): membrane
Molecular function (GO): symporter activity
Source: RefSeq, a predicted model, not a curated record